This is a messenger RNA of Cottoperca gobio, 1865 nucleotides long. RefSeq names its product tRNA methyltransferase 10C, mitochondrial RNase P subunit (gene trmt10c). NCBI's taxonomy places the organism in Eukaryota, Metazoa, Chordata, Actinopteri, Perciformes, Bovichtidae. The record is from RefSeq and is a predicted model, not a curated record. Gene Ontology annotation, biological process: mitochondrial tRNA 5'-end processing; positive regulation of mitochondrial translation. Gene Ontology annotation, cellular component: nucleus; mitochondrion; nucleoplasm. Gene Ontology annotation, molecular function: tRNA binding.
CAUUUAAGACAAGAAAAGGUGUGUCAUGCGAUCAUGUCAUGUGGUGACAUUUCACUACGACAUAUUAUAGUGCGACACCGUCACAACGUGACCUUCUAAUAUUUAAAAAGCUUUAACGCUGCGACAAGUGAACAUAACUUCGGGAAUAUUUAGGACACACGAUUUAGAUGUAGCUCGUUACAUUUUCAUGGCUGUUGAUUACAGUUUUUGUUCCGUUUAAUUAAUUAAUUUAAAGACCGGGACAGUCUAUAUUUCCUUGUUUCAGUACUUUUGACACAGCUGCGAUGUUACGAUUUUUCACUAACCAGGGUUUUUAUGAACUCUGGAAAUGCAGUCAUUUUGCGGCAUCCUGUGUUACCAAGAGGCAAGUCGUAAGUUUCCUCCGAGUCAGCAGCGCUGCUCAUCACCGACUACACAUCCCUGCUCGCCACUUCAAUACUGCGAUCCCUGUGUGGAAAGACAUCCUCCAGCCAAAAACAGAUAAUUCCGAGGACAUCGAGUCACUAGAUGUGGACAAAUGGAAAUCUGUAAUGAGGGCCCAAGCAUCCCAAGAAAAACAAGUCAGUGAUAAAGAGGAAGCAUGUGAUAAUGAAAACCUGAAAGAACCAGGUGGCGAUUUGAAGGACAGUUCUUCACUGGAGGCAACUCGGGAACUGGUUGCAAUGUGGCAGCAAGCCGGGAAGUGUGUACCUCAAAAGCUCACGGAGGAACAGGUUCAGAUUGUGGCAGGGCUCACCACCAAGUCCUCCAGGAAGAAAUACCUCAAGUUCCUGGCUCUCAAGGAGCGUGUGAAAUUGGCCGAUAAGGAGAAGCAACAGAAAAGGGCGGCAGAGAGGGAAGCCUACGUGGAGCAGAGAGGAACAUUUGCUCUUGAAAACACAUUCUUCCUCAGGUUCUGGGACAGCACCCAGGACAGGUACCUGGCCUGGAGGAGCGCCCAGGCCAUGCUGUACGGUCAGCCACUGCUGUUUGACAUGGGCCAUGAGUCCCACAUGGCCAAACGGGAGAUAGAGAACACGGUGAACCAGCUGUUGGAGGUUGAAGGCUGGAAUCGACGUGCCACUGAACCCUACCACCUCCACUAUUGCAACCUGCAGACAGACGGGACCUUACAUAAGGAGCUGCUCAGACGAUACGGUGCAGAGUUCUGGAACCGCAUGCUCAUCACCACCUCUGACAAACAGCACAUUGAUCUGUUCCCCCGUGAGCAGCUGGUAUACCUCACUCCAGACUCUCCAAAUGUUCUCCACACGUAUGACCACUCCAAGGUCUACAUUAUCGGUGCUCUGGUGGACCGGUCGCUGAAAACUGGAUUAACUUUGGCCUGUGCCAAGCGUCUGAAUCUGGCCACAGCUCGUUUACCGCUGGACCAGUUCCUCCACUGGGAGAUAGGAGGCAAACAUCUGAGUCUGGACCAGAUGAUCCGCAUCAUGCUAACGAUGAAGGAGACCGGGAAAUGGGAGGAGGCGUUGAAGUUCGUACCUAAGAGGAAGCAUGAUGGCUUCCACCAGCAACGGACACGGGAAGAGUUUACUAAUAACCGAUUCAAGGGAGUUAAAAAUGUUGGACAAAGACAGAUGGUGAAAGGCCUUUUAAGAUCUGGAAAAAUAAAUCGUAAGCGGACAUAUGAAAAUGAGGGCCAAAGUCUUUGCAGGCUCCAUGAAGAGUCUGGGUUCAGUGGUAGAGAAAGAAUGGCUGGACUGCCAAAGUGAGUAUGUGCAUCUUAUCAGAGCAACACUGAGGGACAAAAAGGUGCAGGCAAAGGCCAGAUGAGCUGGAAUGACGAGUCAACAAGUUGAAACUUGGGACAGUAACGACAUGUCUGUUUUUAAAAGCGCUGUCUGAAUAAAGUGUUGUAAAAGGUU